AUGGCCGAAACUGUGUAUUCGUGCGAUCCUACAGCGCCCCUGGACUACUACUCCAGUCUGGACGGUGGGGGUCCACUGGUGGAUAAAUUCAAAGACAUCGAUGACAAGAUCCAGUUUAUUACUGCUAUGCGCCGACUUGAGGAUCCACUGACGGGGAAUUUCGUGUUGGAUUUUGGGAAUGAAGAUGCCUGGUGUGCGAGUGAUUUGAAUACGGAGGAGUUCAAAUUAUUGCUUGGCAAGCCGAGAGCCAAGUGUUUUGGUACACGGUGGAUUAAUAUCUGGGCACCAGAGGAACAGAAGGAAACCAUUAAGGCUAUUACUACACACUACGGAGUAUCAGAACGACUACAGGGGAUGAUGUGUACAGAGCCAGUGCGGCCGACACCACCACCGGUAACGCCAUCACCAAAGAAGAGAUUCUCACAAUCGCGAGACUUCGAGUCCUCAAUUCAUGAGAUUGACGACCCCGAGAAUGCGCUUAAGAAUAUCUCCGACCAUGACCAAGCGCAUGAGUCUGCAUCAUUCAAAAACUUGACUUUCGCACAGGUCACCGACCAGAUCUGGCAUUUUUCGUCUGUGGAUCAUGGUCCGCGAUACACUUGCAUCGGUUAUAAUACGUUAUUUGUGAUUCCCAAGAUUCCAAUGCCGAAUGGCAAGGGUCUUCCAGAUGGGAAGAGGCUUUGGACUUGGUUAAUCCAAUGCGAUGAUGGCACGAUCGUUUCGAUUCAAGAGAACCCGUUCCCAAGACCGGACGUGAUGCCCUUGAUAGAGCAAACCAAGCCCGUUCUUGAUAUCGUGCGCCGAAACGUCCGAUUUAUCUUUGCCGGCGUGUCAAGACAGCACUUAGCCAUGUCGGAAAGCGAGUCGCUAAUCACAAUCCGGGUACGACAUUUCAACGACCUCGGUCCCGACCAAGCCAAUAUCAAGCAGGAGGACGGACCGAGUUUGCUCUUUUAUUAUAUCUUCGACGACUGGGUAUCAAGUUACGGUCUGAUUGCGAAGCGGGAGCACAAAUACGGCGUUGCGCUCGAGGAACUGAGAGGCCAGAUGCUUGAACGCCCGAUCGUGGACCUAGUUAACGAAUUGCACUGGUUGGGUCGGCGACUCGCAGUUCUCAAACGGUUAUACCAGAGCUACGAACUCAUUAUGCGACGCCUGCUGCAGCGACAACGUAUGCUCCGCGACGAAGCUCGCUCUUUCCACCCCACCGCAUUCCCGUAUGGUGCCACCUUUGGUGAUAUGGAGUUUGUCGAAUUGCGCCAGUCCAGUCUUGUGAGCAAUACCGGGAUACCCAGUACUACGGACAAAUCAGUGGGGGUGCAGUUGAGCUCGACGGCCGUGGCGCGGUUCGAACGGUUGGUGGAUCGUAUUAAUCUGUAUUGUCUGAGCGAGAUUGAGAGCUGUCUCAAUGAGAAGGAGUCCAUGACGUUCCUGAACUUCAAUUUGAUCGCGCUCAAAGACUCGCAAGCCGUUGAGAAAUUGACCCGAAUCACUAUCCUGCUGGCGAAAGCGACCAUUUUGUUCCUACCCGUCAGCCUGAUGAGUGCAUAUUUCUCGACGGAACUCAAGGGUGUGAAGGGUGGAUACACCAAGACGGAUUACUGGGCGAGUUUCGCGGUGAUCUUUGUUGUAUCCAUUCUGCUGUUGACAGUUUUUGGAUAUGCCAGCGAUACGGUGGAAGGCAGGACUAUUUAUCGGUCUAUGGCGAAGACCUUCUUUCGGACCACACGCAGGAAGAUGAUGGGGACGGAAAGAUGA
Molecule: messenger RNA, 1758 nt
Organism: Penicillium canescens
Lineage: Eukaryota; Fungi; Ascomycota; Eurotiomycetes; Eurotiales; Aspergillaceae
Exons: 8
Coding region: 1-1758 (585 amino acids)
Molecular function (GO): magnesium ion binding; cobalt ion transmembrane transporter activity; magnesium ion transmembrane transporter activity
Source: RefSeq, a predicted model, not a curated record